CACGCAUAUUCAGGUAAUUUCAGACAGUUUAUUAAUGAUCGUUUGUUCCAGUUACGUAGUCGGGACAAGGAGUUUUCCUGCAAGACACGCGAUUCCAAAUUGUUCCAGUGGGAAACGUCAGAGACGAACAAGGAAGAUAUAUAGAUUGUUAUCAAAUGGGAAGAUGGCGUGCAUUAAAUUCGACAGCAACUUUCCGCUGGGACCAACAUUCUCUGUCACACUUAAAGGAUCACCUGUGGUUCCAGACGUUUCGGACAUCUUGUACAUCCACUCUUCCUGUAGCUAUUUCUAUCACAAAACAGACAGUCAAAAAGGUUUGCAGUGUGUUCUUGGUCACUUCAUCAUUCUUGCAGACAAGCCAGUUAGCAAGACACCUUAAAGAACGUUCGAUGCUUUCAUGGAGUUUUAGCUUGAAGGCGGAAAGCUCCCACUAAUACCUUCCUAGUACAGGAGGAUCUGACAUGCACUAAAAUGAUGGCAAAUUUAUCUUGUCUGGUCCGGAGUUCAUGUAAUUCCCUCGGUCGAAAGCACGAGAAAGAAAGCUAAUCCUUUCGAAGUUAAAGCUGGUUUCACUGCUGGCCGUUAACACGCAGUAUAUUUCUUGACCAUUUUCAACAGCACAGCUUAUUGAGGUUUGUGUAUCAAACUAAUCCGAACUGAAUAGACGAAAAUUCUUGUCUAUAAUUGCGAAAAUCUAUGACAUUUAUUUCAGCCUAUGAAGGAGGAAGAGACAGAAAAGAAAAUGGAAGCUGGUGAAUUAAAUUUUUUUUUCGAUCAAAGAGGUUUUACUCCCACUUUAAUAUAUAUGGUUGGUA
Molecule: messenger RNA, 815 nt
Organism: Limulus polyphemus (Atlantic horseshoe crab)
Lineage: Eukaryota; Metazoa; Arthropoda; Merostomata; Xiphosura; Limulidae
Exons: 3
Coding region: 156-434 (92 amino acids)
Source: RefSeq, a predicted model, not a curated record